Manihot esculenta (cassava) is the source of this 831-nucleotide messenger RNA. Its product is annotated as protein cornichon homolog 4. Gene Ontology annotation, biological process: vesicle-mediated transport. Lineage: Eukaryota; Viridiplantae; Streptophyta; Magnoliopsida; Malpighiales; Euphorbiaceae. The record is from RefSeq and is a predicted model, not a curated record. The coding region runs from base 133 to 540 and encodes 135 amino acids. The transcript is spliced from 5 exons.
GACGCCGUUCAGAUUUCAGCAAAUCCAAGCACGCGUGACCGUCGUUCAGCGAGCGACACUGACACCUAUUCUACGUCGACUUGUUUUCUUGGACAAGGUCCGGCGAAGUGAAAAGGAGAGAGAAGGAGGCGGAUGGGGACGCUCUAUGCAUGGCUGCUGAAUUGCUUUCUCCUUAUAUCUGUAAUGGGCCUCGUUGCAUUCCAGCUUAUCAUGCUGAUGGAUCUGGAGUUUGAUUAUAUGAACCCUUACGAUACAGCGUCACGGAUGAACUUGGUUACUUUGCCCGAGUAUUUUGCUCAUGGACUUCUAUGUAUCGCCUUUUUAUUCACUGGACACUGGUUUUUCUUUCUCUUGUCCCUUCCCUACCUGUAUAACAAUAUCAGAAUGUACUUGCAAAGACGGCACUUAGUUGAUGUUACUGAGAUCUAUAACCAGCUUAGUACGGAAAAGCAACAGAGGCUUUUUAAGCUUGGCUAUCUUGUAAUCCUUUUGGUCCUUUGUAUAUUCUGGUUUCUUUGGACAAUUGAAGGAUUUGAGUAAUCAGGCGUUGAGUGCUCAUGCCAAGUUUCCUGUUGUGACCUGUUUUUUGUUUGGUGGGGAUGGGGAACUACACAGACUAUUUGGGAUUUACUGUCACGUAUAAGAGGAGAAAUAAGAAGAAUUAGUUGAUUAGUAAAUUGGAGGGAAAAUACCAGUUGACAGUUAUUGUUGUUGUAAUUGGAGGGAAAUAGUUCAGAGGCAGUUAUCCUGUUACAGCUGAUAUAAAGACACUGUAAACAGAUUGUAAAGGCAUUCAAAAGAGAUCAAUCAAGAAGGAAUACUCUCUCUCUA